Molecule: messenger RNA, 1311 nt
Organism: Hydatigera taeniaeformis
Lineage: Eukaryota; Metazoa; Platyhelminthes; Cestoda; Cyclophyllidea; Taeniidae
Source: the annotation of a GenBank genome assembly
GCUCUCUAUGACAGCUACUACUUGCUUAUCAAAGACAAAAUUGAGUGCGAGGCCGGCGAUCGACUCGCAGUGAAUUCUCAAAGCUUCAACAGAGCUUUGAUGGAUGCUCUUAACCGUUGCGAUGAGUUGGAAACCCAGCUUCUGAGUUUUGAGUCGUGGAUUGAUUUACCUAUCGUUAAUCCAGUGGACUCUUCAUCCAACUUUGAUGAUGUGUCUGAUGACGCCCAUCGUCUCGUAGAUAUUUUGCAACAAGUCCAGUCGGCCUUAUUAUCAGCAGUUUCUAAGGAUGCUUUGAGAGAUGCUCUUCCAGAACGUCAAUCUAUGAAAGCCCUAAAGAUGGAACAUCCCUCUCAACCUCAAAGGAUGCCACAAACUCUGCGAACUCUCAUGGUACCCCAGCACUUUCAACCCCAACAGCCAGAAAUGACGGAGCUCCCCGUGACCACAGGAUCAGUUCCGCCUGUGUUUAUGCAAGACGAGCAAUCAGCACCUCCAAUAAGUGGUAGCCCCAGUCCACUUGGGGCCCCAACCCCAGCCCUUUCGACACCACAGCACUCCUUUGUACCACAAAAGUCGCAAGCACGACGCAUUUACGGCGAUGCUUCGUCCCCUUACAGUCAAAACCAGUCUUUCGUAAUGAACAGAACUGGAUCAGAUACAAACUUAAUGGGUCAACAACAAUUCAUGCAGCAUCAAGAAGGCCUCAACGACAUUCGUCUAUACUUUAGCACUGUGUGGAUGCCGACCUGGAGCUUAUUGAGACAGCCCACCGGUUUUUUUUGCGGGCGAUUUUUCGCCACAUGGCGGGAUCGAGCAACAGCUGAACUUGCGCGGACCGAUGAGGCGAGGGCAACACUGGUGGGCGGCACAGGAGGCGGUUCAGGAGUCAGAGGUCCGCAGCCAUACCUACAACCUAAGCCUUGCAACAUUCGCUACAAUCCACGAUUGUACACAGGCGGUGUCCUCCCCCGCAUCGAGUGGGACGAUGAGCCUGUUAAGCUGCCUGAUUAUGAACCGAAGGACAUGUGGGCACCGCACCGCGCCUACUUUGGACAAAACGACUACAUUGACAUCCUUGGCGAUGGUAAGCUAAAGCCCGAGGAUUUUUACACCGGGCCAUCCUGGGCACUGAAUGCGAAACAUGAGUUCCAACGGGUGUGCCGCCUCCUUUACGACCCUGCUGUAGUGGCAUGGCUAGAGGAAUUCGAACCUACUCGUUUAAAAGACCUCAGAAAACGACACAAAUACCUAUUUGUGAAGAUGAACAAGCGAAUAAACAUAAAGUUUAAACGCUAUCGUGAUGCUCCGUAG